Molecule: messenger RNA, 4141 nt
Organism: Leopardus geoffroyi (Geoffroy's cat)
Lineage: Eukaryota; Metazoa; Chordata; Mammalia; Carnivora; Felidae
Gene: TJAP1
Product: tight junction associated protein 1
Exons: 9
Coding region: 1868-3514 (548 amino acids)
Biological process (GO): Golgi organization
Cellular component (GO): trans-Golgi network
Source: RefSeq, a predicted model, not a curated record
AGUGCAGGUUUGCUGUGCGUGCUGAGUCCCAUUUCUAAUGAAAGUAGACUUUGUUCUCAGGAGGCAGCUAAUCGUGCCCCAUGGGCUGUAAUCAGGGAGAAGGUAUUUAACACAGGGCAGGCGGCAACAGGCGGCCGCACUGACUGGCAGAUUGCAACAUGGCAAUUAGGAAGCUAUCCACCCCCCUUUCCACCCCAGCAGAGCCAGGCUGAGUCUAUCUGAACUGAGUUGAGUGAGUGAAGAAUGAAUGCUAUGCAGAGGAGGAAGGGGGAGGCGGGGCUAGGCAGGGCUAGGCGGGGCGGGGUAUGAGGAGAGCAGCUUUCCCUUCCCACUGCUGCCGUGGGUGUCUCCCUCAGCAGUGCCAGAGGAGCCCCAGACCACACUGGGUCAGCCAGAGGUUUUAACCUAGGCCUCAGCCUUUCUCCUGGUGCACAGCUGUUCUUGUAGUGCAAACCCAGCCCAUGACCUGGUAGCCCUACGUCCUGAGUCCUCUGUCCCCACUUCUUUGAAGCUCAGGUGGUUUGGGGUGAGGGUUGGGAGUGGGAUUCUUCUCGGUCAGUUUCUAGACUUUCCAAAAGACCAUUUUCUUGGAGGUGCCCUGGAACCAGGCCAGCAGCCAGAGGCCAAGAGACCCCAAAGGCUGCUUGCUUGCUUAUGGUGGCCCAUAUCUCAUUCCGAAUUAUCUGGCUACUUUCCCUGGGGACUUCCUCUUCUUGACGUGGGAUUGGGAAAUCCUGUUUGGGCUGAAACACUCCAAGGCAAGAUGGGAAUCUUUGGGUGAAGGAGAUGUGACCACUGGAGGCCGAGACCGGUAGCUGGGUCUUCCUGGCGGGACUGCCCUGCUAUCUUGCAGCCCACCUUUUAUCUUCCCCUGGCUGUGAGCCUGGUGUCCAGCUGCUUCUUGCUUUGUUCUCCAGUGCACCUGGUGUUGCUCUCACUCUAGGGUCUGUCCUUCCCUGCCACACUCCAGUCAAGGACAGUGGCCUGUCAGCCCUGUUGCGUUCCUGUUCAGUGAUGGAAUCGUCCCACCCCCACCCCUACCCCCUGCUGCUGUGGGCCCCAACACGUACUGGUAUUUAUGGACAUGGGGCAGGGAGUGAGACAGACUCUCCUUCGUGGGCUUGUGUUUGGGACACCGCAGGCUCCCUAGCAGACUGUUUCCCUGGUGGGCAUUGCCUUCUGCUUCCCCAGUUGGGAGUGGCUCCCUUUCUUGUGUCUCUGCUGUGUAUGGAGAGAGCAGGCUCUGGCCGGGAGAGAGAACUGCCUGCCAUCGCUGGCACCACUCAUCCUGGAGCAUGGGUGAUUGCGGUGCUCCCUGUCUCCCUGUCUCCCUGCCAGCCACUUCCACACUGUCUGUUCCCUCAGCAAGCCAGGUUAUCCAGCUGGGAAAGCCCUGGGAGUGUGUGCUGUGGGGCCCAGGAGUGGGGACUUGAGGUCAAGAUGAGCCAGGAUGUGUGACAAGUAGAGCUAGGGCUUGUGGGCUGUGGAGUGAAGGCCUCCCUCCUUCCAGGGAAGAUCCCCAGAUACAUGAGUGCGUCAGUUUGCUUCCUGCCUGCCCGCCUGCCACCCAGUCAGGUGUCCUGGUGCCUAGAGGCCAGUGUGGGUAUUGGUAUGAAUAGGGCUAAGGAAGAAAAGAAGAGGCUGAGAAUCGAGGGGGCCCACAACGUGGCCUGCAGCUGAUGGGGAUGCAGAUGAGGAAGGGAGCAGGCCCAACUCUAGAGUCUCCCUCCCUGGAUUUUGCAGAGGAGCUGUUGGCCAGAGGAAGUGGAGGGGCCGUGGGAUGCAGAGAGCCGAGGGCUAACUCUGGGACAGCGGAACAGAGAGAGCUGCCGACGAUCAGACGGUUGAGGAGCCCUCACCUCCCAGGAUGACCAGCGCAGCCCCUGCUAAGAAACCGUACCGUAAGGCCCCACCUGAGCAUCGGGAGUUGCGGCUGGAGGUUCCUGGAUCCCGGCUGGAGCAGGAGGAGCCCCUGACCGAUGCAGAGAGGAUGAAGCUGUUGCAGCAGGAGAACGAGGAGCUCCGCCGGCGCCUGGCCUCAGCCACCAGGCGCACCGAGGCCCUGGAGCGCGAGCUGGAGAUCGGGCAGGACUGCUUGGAGCUGGAGCUGGGCCAGAGCCGCGAGGAGCUGGACAAAUUUAAGGACAAGUUCCGCAGGCUUCAGAACAGCUACACGGCUUCCCAGAGGACCAACCAGGAGCUGGAGGACAAGCUGCACACACUGAUCAAGAAAGCGGAGAUGGACAGGAAGACGCUGGACUGGGAGAUCGUGGAGCUGACCAACAAGCUGCUGGACGCCAAGAACACCAUCAACAAGCUGGAGGAGCUCAAUGAGCGGUACCGGCUGGACUGCAACCUGGCUGUGCAGCUCCUCAAGUGCAACAAGUCCCACUUCCGCAACCACAAGUUCGCCGAUCUGCCCUGUGAGCUACAGGACAUGGUUCGGAAACAUCUGCACAGUGGUCAAGAGGCUGCCAGCCCGGGCCCCGCCCCUAGCCUGAUGCCAGGGGCUGUGGUACCCACCUCGGUCAUUGCCCGGGUGUUAGAGAAGCCAGAGUCUCUACUGCUCAACUCAGCCCAGUCAGGCAGUGCCGGGCGCCCCUUGGCCGAGGAUGUCUUUGUGCACGUGGACAUGAGUGGGGGGGGCCCGGGUGACCCAGCCAGUCCCCCAGCCCCUGGCAGCCCCACCUCACAACCCAAUGGGGAAUGCCGCUCCCUGGGCACUGCUGGGGGCUCCCCAGAGGAGGAGUUGCCCCUGCCAGCCUUUGAGAAGCUGAGCCCCUACCCCACCCCAUCUCCACCACACCCGCUGUAUCCUGGCCGCAAGGUAAUCGAGUUCUCUGAGGAUAAGGUGCGAAUCCCCCGCAACAGCCCCCUGCCCAACUGCACUUACGCCACCCGCCAGGCCAUUUCCCUGAGCCUGGUGGAGGAGGGCGGUGAGCGGGCCCGCCCCAGCCCAGUGCCCAGCAGCCCUGCCUCAGCCCAGACCUCCCCCCGCCACGAGCCCAGCCCUGUCCCCCCAGCACUCAGUGCCCCGGCCAGUUCUGCCAGCUCUGAGGAGGACCUGCUAGCCAGCUGGCAGCGGGCAUUUGUGGACCGCACUCCACCCCCAGCCGCCGUGGCCCAGCGCACAGCCUUUGGACGUGAUGCCCUCCCUGACCUGCAGCGCCACUUUGCUCUUAGCCCCGCUGACAGAGAUGAGGAGGUUCUGGCGCCUUCUUCCCCACCUGGCGAGAGUGGGCUUUUGCUGCCAACAGAAGCUGAUUCUGGCCUUCCCAGGGAGGAGGAAGAAGAGCUGAACCUGCCCAUCAGCCCUGAGGAAGAACGCCAGAGUCUGCUGCCCGGUGAUAAUGGCACAGAUCAGGGGCCUGUCACUUCUCACACUGACGGCAGGGCCUGGGCACUCCCCAGCUCCAGCCGCCCCCAGCGCAGCCCCAAGAGGAUGGGGGUGCACCACCUUCACCGCAAGGACAGCCUGACCCAGGCCCAAGAGCAGGGCAACCUGCUCAACUAGCCCCCCCCCCCCCCCCGUCGCCCUCCUGCCCCUUCUGCUCUGCUCCCUGUGCAGUGGUGUCAGGUGGGCCAUGCCAGGCCUUGUAGCUGCGCUGCCUGUGACUGGCACCAGCUUGUCUCAUGGCUUUUCCCUUUUCUUGGAGUAUUUAUUCCCCAAGGGUAACAUGCAGCUGGGGCCUAAGACCUUUCUUCCGGUUGGCCCAAGUUGGGCUGUUCUGGGCCACGGAGGGGUCUAUCGUAUCAGUGUUCAUCUUCCAUCCCCCUUUCGUACCCGCAAGUUUUAUUUUUUGUGGUUCCCCCCCCCCCCCCGGGGUCGGGAGGGGGACGUCGUCGGGGACGAUUAACCUCUAAUUUCUAUUUUCUGCCUGUUUUCCUCUCCCCUCAAGUCCUCUGCACGAGCUGUUGCCUUCAAGGGGCCCUUGGGGGAUGAGGGAGAGGACUCACUCAGGGCUCGCCUCAGCUGUGUCCAUCCUCCCUCUGGAAGGGAGGAGAGGGAGGGAUUCAGGGGCCUCAAGCUGGGCUCUAGGUGAGGCCUGGCCCCCUCCCGACCUUGGCUCUAGACUGUUACUCCCAGCUUUGGGAAGUUUUCACAUCGAUGACUAUUUUAAAAUUAAAACUAUUUUACUGA